GAGACAAGAGGCGGCGCGCGCAUACGUAGGAAAUCCGGCGCGCGAUAGCUAUAGCAGGAAGUGAGAGCAGUUGAGGGGAAACGGCGGCCAGUUUGGGAUUUGAAUUUAUCAAACUACUUUCAUAAUCUACAAACAUCUACAUUAAUAUGGCAGACCAGAAGGACCAGGAAGACCAUGACACCAGUGCAGAUGGUGCAGAUGACACUAAUCAUGAUCCCCACUUUGAGCCCAUCGUGUCCCUUCCUGAGCAGGAUGUGAAAACAUUAGAAGAAGAUGAAGAGGAACUCUUCAAAAUGCGGGCUAAACUAUAUCGUUUUGCCUCUGAGAAUGACCCACCAGAGUGGAAGGAGAGAGGAACCGGUGAUGUCAAGCUGCUGAAACACAAAGAGAAGGGCACAAUCCGCCUCCUGAUGAGGAGAGAUCGAACCUUGAAGAUCUGUGCCAAUCAUCACAUUAUACCUAUGAUGGAGCUGAAGCCCAACGCUGGCAGUGACAGGGCAUGGGUGUGGAACACUCUAGCAGAUUAUGCUGAUGAAUGCCCUAAACCUGAACUCUUGGCAAUACGCUUUUUAAAUGCUGAAAAUGCUCAGAAGUUCAAGGUGAAGUUUGAUGAGUGCAAGGAGGAGGUCAGAAAAUAUCAAGAAGGAACAGGGAACACCGAUAGUGCCGGCAAGGUGGCGGAGAAGCUAGAGGAGCUCUCUGUAAAAGACAAGGCACCUGAGGAACAGAAGGAAGAGGACAAAAAGGAGACUGAAAAGAAAGAUGAUGAGAAAAAGGGGGUGAAGGUUGAGGAGAAGAAUUGAGAACCAAGAAUUUGCUUUGCUGAUCUUGAAUUGAUCAGUUUUUCCUCUUUUUCUACAAUAGACUCUAAACGAACUGAAUUUGGACACCUGCAUUAUUAGUUGUUUUUUUUUGUUUGUUUUUUAUUUGUUUUGCCUCAGGAUCACAAGUCCUUGAUGCAACUGGGGGAAAAGUACAAGAUAAAGAAUUUAUGAAAACAAAGCCCUUUCCCUCUCUGCACCAUGGAAUGCCACUCUUUCUAUCAAC
Messenger RNA from Monopterus albus (swamp eel), 1047 nucleotides. RefSeq names its product RAN binding protein 1 (gene ranbp1). Gene Ontology annotation, cellular component: cytoplasm; nuclear pore; centrosome. The transcript has 6 exons. NCBI's taxonomy places the organism in Eukaryota, Metazoa, Chordata, Actinopteri, Synbranchiformes, Synbranchidae. Gene Ontology annotation, biological process: nucleocytoplasmic transport; positive regulation of mitotic centrosome separation. Bases 147 to 803 code for a protein of 218 amino acids. The record is from RefSeq and is a predicted model, not a curated record. Gene Ontology annotation, molecular function: GTPase activator activity.